UACAGAGAAAAUAUAUGUAGUCUACAGAUGUAGGAUUUGUGUGGACUGGAACCCGUGUAGCAGAUUGUGUGCUGUUAUCAACACCAGAGUUUUGGGAAACGUUUGAUUCUGGAAAAUGAAUACGUUGGGAUAUCCGAAAAUCAAUAUAGGCCAAAUGAAGAUGAAACACAGACGGAAAAAAGAUUCAAUCCAGUUAUGUAUAAAUGUUAGGAAAUGGUUUGUUUUCUCUCUUUUCGGCGGUGGUUUGUCUUGUCUUCUUGUUGCUGCAUACCUCUUUCCAGCUACAAUAAAAGUCAGCUAUAAGAAAACUAGUUUGGACUUGAGAUUACUUACGUCAAAUACCAAGAUUGCUGUGGCUUUGUCAACAACACAUAGGGGCCUGCCAUCUGCUCAAACAUUACUGCUUGACUUGCUUGAGAGAAAUUUGUCAAGAUCUGAAUUUUCUAGGACGACUUUACCAGGAAACUUCACAAAUAAAAAUCGUACUCUGCAAAAAUAUUCAACAGCAAAAGUUUUCACGACGAAUGUUAUGAAUGAGUCUAUAACGUCAAGUAAUUUCAUACAAAGUGCUAGUAUGACCACGAAUAUGCAAACAAUUCAGGCGACUGCAGUGCCAACCUCGAAUAUCAACGUCAUGCUAACGCUUCAGCCUCCAUCUGAUAUAGUUCCCAUGGAAACUGCCAAUUAUAGCGUAUGCGCGAUUUUAACGGGAGGUCUUGGAAACCAAAUGUUCCAGUUUGCAACUACGUAUCGCCUUGCGGCCAGAAAAGGAAUGUCUGUAGCCAUUGACAAAACUGAUGACUUGACGAAAGUUUUUAAACUAGAUAUUGAGGAAAAGGAAAACUACCGAAACGUUUGCAAAACAUUCGUUGGCAGAGCAGAAAAACUUAAUUGUGGAUACGAUGAAGAAAUGGCCACUUUUUCAGCAAAUAAUAAUUAUAGAGUAUCAACGUAUCUACAGUCAUGGAUAUACUUCUACAAUGCCUCAAAUUCUCUUCGCAAACAAUUUGUGUUCCGAGAUCACAUUUUAGAAUCUAAAAACAAGUUGAUUGAUUCAGUUUUGAAAAAAUAUAAUUUCACAUCUCGUUCCAACGUGACUUUGAUAGGUGUCCACAUAAGAAGGGGAGAUUUGGUCAAUCAUACGUUUGGAUAUAGAGUCGUAAGUGAAAGUUACCUUCAUAAAUCUGUUCACUAUUUUCAGUCAAAACGACUUAUAAACGUUAUAUUUAUAAUUUGCUCCAAUGAUAUGAAAUGGACAAAAGAAUUCAUGCCGAAAGGAAUCCGUUCGGAAUAUAUGGAGGGGAAUUCCCCUGAAGUUGACAUGGCUAUUCUAGGUUCCUGUGACCACAUGAUUAGCAGUGUGGGCACGUUCAGUUGGUGGUCAGCGUGGCUGACCGGUGGAGAAGUCACUUUCUAUCAAUGGCCAGCUAAAGAAGGGUCAUCCCUACGAAAACAAUUCAGCAAAGACUACGUAGACUAUUUUCACCCCGGUUGGAUUGGGUUAUCUUAGCAUCAAAGUCAAACCGACGUCAUAUAUUAAUGAUAAAUUCCCGGUCAUUAUUUCUAAUGAACCAGGAGAAUAUAAUGAACUCGUUAUUGAUUUCCAUAAUUUCUAAAUUUUAUUUUUACUUUUUUUUUUACUUUUUAAAUUUUAAUUAUUUUAAAACUGAUUUCAGACAAUGAAAAAAAACCCAGAAAAACCUAUGUAAACGAAACCUUAAUUCUAAAUAAAAACCGAUAAAACGGAAAAAAAUACGAACAAAAUCAAAUUUUGCAGGAAGAGCCUUAAAAAAGAACAAAGAAAAUAAGACCAGGUAUUCAGGGAGGUUAAGCGUCAUGCAAGUUUUUAUAUCCAUGUCGGAGAAGUGUGUUAUUGUUUUGGUUCAUAUACCGCGGUGUAUAACUACUUUCAAAGCAUCCUAUUGGUCAUUUACGACCUCCAAAUAUUCUGAUUGGCUAACGUCUGACCACGGACUACUUUUCCUACUCCCAUUUAUGAUGCCCCUGCAACGCAGCUAGACCGUGUGACCGUCCGUCUGUCCGGAAUAUUGUGUCGAGUUAUCUAGUAAAGUACUGAAGCAAUAUUUCUCGAACUUGGCGUACUACAUCCCUAUGAUAUAUGAUUAUGUUCUUUUGCUUUUCGUGAAAUUUCGACAACAUUUGGUAGAGUUAUGUCCCCUUUUUGUAGAUAUACUGAAUAGAAUACUGUGUCAAGUGUAUCUUAAGAAAAACUGAAGCAAUACUUCUCAAACUUUGCAUUCUUCAUUCUUAUGAUAUAAUUUUGUGACCUUCUGCAAUUUGACAAAAUAUCUUACAAUUAUGCCCCUUUCCUUAAAAAAUAGGCGACCAUCUUGGAUUUUGGCCGGGUGUUUGUAAUCUCCAUUUCUUGAUAAUUACUUGAUGGAUCUUUCUCAAAUAUCAAAUGUAAGAUCCCCGUGAUGCGUAGUUGUGCAUUGUGCCUUUUUUGAUUGAUUCGAAGAAUUUUGGCACACAUUGCCUGUUCAGCCUUGGUCAAAUGGUGUAACUAAACAUAGCAUAUACUGUAGUUUGACAUAUCAGGUGUUUCCGAAACUAUUAUCAUGACAAAGAAAUCCUGGCUUCUGAUUUGUCCAAAUUUAGAUAUUGGUCGAUUUACUUUUCAAAUUUGUUAUACAGAGGUAUUAGGUUAUGUUGAACAUUGCUGUAUAGGUUUUGUUUCCAAGGCAACCAUACUGAAGCAAAUAGUGGCCUCUUAUCGGUUGAAAUCUAGACACUGCUCUAUUUCAACCAGAUUUCAUAUUUAGGUAAUUAGGGAUGCCGUAUAAAUAUUGGUAUCUGGAGAUUUGGCAUGAUGAGGAAUUCAAGGUUAAACAUAAACUAUUGUAUUCACUGGGUCCGAAACUAAAACAGUAGAUGUAUAGACAACACCUGCGGAGUGUAUAACGUAUCCUCAGAAUGAAAGUUCUAGUUCUUUUUGUCGUAUGUCAUUCAAAAUAUCAAGAUGGACACGUUUGGUUGAUUUGCCGGGGGGUCAACAUUGCCAUAACUGAGUGAGAGGAAUGUCCGAAUGGAAAAGUUGAUUAAUCUGGGGUUUGAGUCGUAUGGAAUAGAAUUUGAUGAUGGUAACAUGGACUACGCACGGAAGCGAGAUAUUGCAUUAAUAAUGGCUAACCAAAAUUUACAUCCCUCUCCCCCGUCAUUUUCAAUAUGCUCUGGAUCCCAAUUAACAUGAAUGAAUCGCAAAAACAAAUAAUAAAUGUACGAAAAUAGAGUUAAAUCGCUGUCCCUAAUCGUAGUCAUUAGAAUGAAACGGUCAGCAGCCUCUAACUUAGGCCUAAGCCUCGAGUUUCUCUUACCCUGGUACAGUGGUAGCAAGGUCGGUGUCAUUCGGUACGAAUAUUGUACCAACAGAAACAAAAAACAAAUAAACACGUUCCUUGUCAUUCUACUUACCUUUAUAACGAAUGUAUAUCCCAAACACAAAUACGUAAAAAUCCGUAUUGGAACACUUGUCUAGUGUUCGUAAACUGAUAAGAGAUUUCGUGUAAACACACAAAUGUAGAAUAUACUCAUUGCUCAGCACUUCAGCUCGGUUUCAGAAAUAUUUUUUUGAAAUGUGCAGAGGCCUUUAAACAAGUGAUCUAUUAAUAAAAUCAUCACUUGUUUGGAAAUCUCUAUAUUAAUGUGACCACACUGUUCCAUCCGUUAAAUUCUACAUUGUUUAUAUUUUACACUCGUUAUCUCGAUUUUGAGAUAAAAUCACUGAUUUGAAUUCACCUUUGCAUUGUCGUGUUGUUUUCCUGAGUUUUAGUUGAUCAAUGUUAUUUUAGUUUUGUUGUAUAUUGUUUCCACGAAGCGGUUGGCGAAUGUUGAUUUUGUGUGUAUUUUUUUUCCAGAAAAUACUUCGCAUGUACACAAAUAAAAGGUAAUUAUAAGUGCA
Molecule: messenger RNA, 3919 nt
Organism: Pecten maximus
Lineage: Eukaryota; Metazoa; Mollusca; Bivalvia; Pectinida; Pectinidae
Product: galactoside 2-alpha-L-fucosyltransferase 2-like
Exons: 3
Coding region: 116-1510 (464 amino acids)
Biological process (GO): carbohydrate metabolic process
Cellular component (GO): membrane
Molecular function (GO): galactoside 2-alpha-L-fucosyltransferase activity
Source: RefSeq, a predicted model, not a curated record